Molecule: messenger RNA, 2580 nt
Organism: Dunckerocampus dactyliophorus (ringed pipefish)
Lineage: Eukaryota; Metazoa; Chordata; Actinopteri; Syngnathiformes; Syngnathidae
Gene: lamp1b
Product: lysosomal associated membrane protein 1b
Exons: 6
Coding region: 322-1035 (237 amino acids)
Cellular component (GO): membrane
Source: RefSeq, a predicted model, not a curated record
UCGUCACGUGACAUUGUGGGCGUUUCUGAAACCCGCGUUCCAUAAUGUCCGUAAACGCGACGAAACAAGUUCUUUAGGAUAGCAAACGUCACAGCCAACAUACACUGUUGACGACGUAACAGCCUUUAUUUCGAUUUUGUUGUCACAAAGAACAACACUAUCGCCCUUGUGUCAGCACAGAGAUUUACAUCGCUGCUCCUGGCUGCUCUUGUUUUGUUGGUCAAGCUAGCCUCAAGCGAGCUCCCGAGCGGACUCGGUUCGUUGUUGUUGGUGGUUUUUUUGCUGUUUGUUGGGAUUCGCCUACAAUCCCCUGGGAGAAACAUGACUCACAUCGGCAAUGCCCUGACAUUCACCCUACCUCUUAUCUUAGCUGUAGCCCUGCACCAAAUCUUGGCCGGUUGUCCUCACAAGAACCCCGGGAAGCCGGUGAUGGGCCGCUACCAAGUGAACGACACAAGGGGCUGUGCGUGCUUGCUGGCCAAUAUGGGUCUCCAGCUCAACAUCAGCUUCAGCUCAGCCUCCUUGAACAAGACGGUGCAGGAUGUCGUCAACCUUGAUCCCAACGUCACAAUGAGUUCUGGGUCAUGUGGUGCAGACAACGCCAUCUUGCGGCUGUCGGCGAAUGACAAUAAAACCAAUCUGACCUUUACGUUCACUGUGAACACCACGUCCAAUAAAUACCACGUGAGUGAAAUUUCCCUCUCUGCAGCCUGGCCGGACAUGAAAGAACCCUUCUCAGCCCAUAAUGCCACUCUGAACCACCUUUGUGGCACUGUGGGCUACUCCUAUAUGUGCCGCAAGGAGCAAACUCUCAGCGUGGUUCCAGAGUUGGCCAUCAACACCUUCGAGGUGCAGGUGCAGCCCUUCAACCUCACCCAGGACCAGUUUGCCACAGCCGAGGAAUGCCAGCUGGAUAAAGACGACAUGUUGAUCGCCAUCGUGGUCGGAGCGGCCCUGGCCGGUCUGGUGGUCAUCGUGCUGGUGGCCUACCUCAUUGGCCGCAGGAAGAGCCACAGCGGCUAUCAGACCAUCUGACGUAGCAUCCCCUCACAUGCCCCUCCCCUCUUCCUUUUCCAUUGAUAACUUAAUACCAGCCUUACCACUCCUGUCUGUACGCCUCCCUCCCGUUUCCAUCCCUAAAAAUGAUCUGAGGGUAGAUGAUUUUUCUUCAUAACAAAAAUGGAUGAAGCGCUCAUUGCAGUGCAAAAGGCGAACUCUUGACUGCAUUUGUGAUAUUUAUGACAUGAAAAGGGAAUUGUGGGAUUUAGUUUUACUGGUUUUUAAGGGAAAAAACUGGUGUUCACUGCAGUCAAGACUCAUUUAGUUAAGCAGAUUUGCAAGCGUUUUUUGUUUUGCACAUUUUUUGUCAGGUGUUGGUAAUAAAUCUCAGGAAGUCCGGUGGGAAUGUUACAUGCGACGCAAACAUUGCACUUGGGGGAGAUGAUUUUAGGGGAUGUUGAGGGGGUUAGUCAUAGUAACGAAAACACCGCCACAAUUCACUACGGGUUCCAAUACAGGGCCUAUCUAGCCAACACACUAUGCAGGUUAUACUCUGCUGGUUCUGAUUAAACGCCACAUAAAGCGGCACCAACUCACUGCUCCGGUUCCAUGACGAUAAAGCAGAUGACGCCAGUGAGAUGCCGGUUCCGAUAGAGCGGCACCACAACGCUGGUCCUGCUGAAGCGCCAUUGCCACCACGUGCUACUGUUCUGAUAAAACGCACCACCUUACUCGCCAUUUGUCGGUAAAUUGCCACAGCUAGCUACGUCGGUUUCCGAGACAACGUCACAACUCUGUACAGCAGUGCCGCAAGUGAAAGCAUCCGAAAAUGUCAUUUUGCUUGUAAUCAACUACAGAUUACAAUUAUGAUAGCGUUAGCUUGGUUUAUCACAUACUGUGAUGAUUUUUCUUGUUACACACCGCUUACAAAAAACACGCUCCCGAGAAGUGGCCAAGGUCAGUUUUUUGUGCCUUUUCUUGCCUGCUGCAACAGGAACAACAUGAUAUAAAGGUACUCGCUUGAUGCAUUUAUGGAACAUGUUCUUUGUGUCUGGCAUUGCUUCUUGGACGGAGGCGUGUGUAUUACACAUGUAUUGUGACAUGUGAUGGGAGAAAGUGCAGAUACAGUCGUUCCUCGCCAUUGCAAAUCGCUCCCUCAUUUGCUGUUUAAAAAAAAGUCAUGUAGUAUUGUGGUCACUAGGCGUCAGUAAGGUUACAUUGAUAAGACAUUAACGCUGCAUCAACCAUGGCAUGUCUGACAUAGUGAAAAAAUUCUCCCAUAUGGAAGUGGUUUGUCCUUCGUGAAUGUUUGAAAUCUUUGUUUAAAUAGGAGGCUAGCUAGUUAGUUCGGUAGCAUGCUGUGCUUAAAGCGGCAGCCAUUUUGUGUCCCGUGUGUAAAUGUGACCAGGUGUAAUUUAAUGUCUGCGGGGCUAAUAAUGGUAACGUAUUUAGAAAGAAAUUGGUCACGAGGUCCGACUAUUUGUCUAAAUGUUGGUUUGGUCACUUAUUUGUGUGCUUUUAGUGGAUUUUGGAUUUGUUCUGAGAUGUUUUCUAAAUGAUCAAUAAAAAGUUUUGAAAGUU